AUGUGGAGCAUAAAAGGACUCGCCAUACUGCUUACAUAUCACACUCUCAGGACAACAAAUGCUCCGGGAGAAUUCAGCCCCGAGGAGAGAUCCCAAAGGGGAGUAGCGCUACUGAACCACGCAUACAGUAAGUUAUACUCCCAUAACUAUCCAGGCUGCCUCAUGGCAUGCAUGGAAGACCCACGUUGCAUGAGUCUAAAUUACUGGUGGUACACGAGUCAAUGCGAUCUGAACAACAAGACCAAGUAUUCAGCAGAGUCAAAGUUCUUAUGCCGAGAUACGUCAUCCACGUACAUGGGACUGAUGAGAGAACCAGGUAUAGUGAGUGACUCUUCUGCUAAGGACACCGAGCCUGCACACGUAUUGUGGUAGACUCGCCCGAACGUUGAUUUUCCCGAUGGCGUUUCGCCCGGUAAAGUCGAUUGGCCCGAUGAUUAACAAGUUUCUACACCACGGUGAACACAUAGGAGAUUUUUCGUUGUAGAUAAGCUUGGGUUCCACAUGUACUGUCAAUUUGUUUCCGCCCCUUAUUCCUUUAAAGAACGACAAAAACACAUCGACGAGAUCGCGACGAACUGGCGUCGGUCGAAUCGACCUUCGGGCAAAACGACCUGCCACCCUGCAUACGUGAAAGUACAUUGGUUUAUUCUUUAGUUUGAAGGACCUGGCUGGGUAAAACAACAGACAAACAAAAGUUACCACACAUCACUUGUAGUGUUAGCAAGACAGAGAACUGAUAUAUACUUCUUUUAAUUAAUGUUUACUUUUCAUUCAGCCUUGAUUACACUGGAUAAUAGGACGAGAUCGGUCUUUUGUUAGUUAUCUGUGCAGGUACUUCAAGACCCUCACCGCGCAUAAUGCCUGGACAUCAUUUAUUAUUCAGAAUCAGCAAGGUGGCAAAUUUGAAUUUGAGUUAAGGAAAGCUUAAUAUGUAACAGGCCCAAAUUGGUCAAGUAACGCCGAUGAAACUUACUUUCCUGCUUUCGCGCGGCUGUUUUAAGAAGGAUUUUGUUCCUGCAAUUUAAGUAUCAAACGAAGAGAAAGAUUAAAGUACAGUAAGGAGUAUCGCUUUUUUAAUUGAAAGUACAUCAAAAACGAAUGAAUGAAGAAAAAAUAGGUCUCUCGAACAACAAAUUGAUGACAAGCAGUCCUUGAAGUAAAAGCCUUUUUUUUUUUAUCUGCGAUAAGGAAAAGAGCACGAUCUCUACCGUGAAUCCUGUCUAAUGAAAAAAAUUGGGUUUUGUUUGCCACAAGCAUAGAUUUUUGUAGACAAAAGAAAAAUAAAACUUAUUUUCUUUAGAACAUUUAAAGGAUUGAACGUAGUCGUAUAUCCUUGCAAUGACACUAGAAUACGCUAGAUAUCAACGAACCACAGAGGUCAUAUAUUGCACUUUAGGUGAAGUGAACUAACUGCACAAUCGUCAUAUUCACACUUGCCCAGACUAACUAGGAUAGUAAUUCGCACAAAUUUCUUAUGCUCUGGGUUAAAAAGCAAAUAGGAAGAGAACACUAUACACAAGACGGCAGAUCAGCUCAAAUCUGUGCAUUACUUAUACAAGAAAAAUAACAUGGGAUUGUACAUUUAACUCAAACUUACCGCAGGCUUAUUAUAAAUGAUUGUGAGGCUGAAUCUAUAUGUACAUAUAGCCUUCAUCUUGAAUUACCCUAAAUAUUUUACAGCUGAUUCAUAAGCUACAAUUUAUAAAUUAAAAUCGAAAGGGUUAAGCCAUUUUAUUGUUCUUGAUGUUGAUCAUCCCUUUUCAGUAAAAAACUGACUUCAAGGUACAAUUUGCAAUUCCAUUUUCUGCAUUUCAGGGAUAAAAAGGCCUAUGUACCGUUCCUGCAGACAUGUGCAUACGUCACAAGGUGACGGAGAAUAUUCUAUUGAUCCAACGAUGUCAGGCAAUCCAUUCACGGUUUACUGUGAUAUGACUACGGAUGGAGGUAAUUUAAAAAGAUUGAACCGUGAGUACUUUCACGUUAUAAAGUAGCAGGGUUUUUUUUAGGCUCUUUUUUGUUUUAACUUUCAAAAUCUGGACUUUCUUGCUUUGCCCAUAGCAAUGACACACAGCUCCAGUUGCAGAGCUUUACUAGCGUAACGUAAAGCCAAUAUUUUAUACAAGAUGAACCGCCCCUUUUUCAUCUGUUUUACUCGUAACAACUGCAAAACAGCUUCCAAACAAUAAUACCUUCCAAGCCAAUUGAUUAUUAUUCAAUUAAUUAAAAGCAUUUCGACUAGAAUAUGAAAUAACGACUAUGCCGUUCUCCUUGUUCCUUUUUCCAACUCUUCAUAUCAUGCCAGAGAAAAAAAAUACUGAAUGCAAACAAGAUUAAAACGAGAAUAAUACAAAAAAAAAUCUAAAAGAGGAGUCGUGUUUUUUACUCGUUCAUGGUUCGUGACUAAAAGAUGCUUUCAGAAAUGACCAGUAUUUGCACUUAUUUGGUUCUUUGUUGUCACACAUACAUUAAUUUUUCCGUCGUUUUAUAAACUCGUCAUUUUUCUCGCGGACUUACUUAUUGUUCUCUUUAGAGCGACGGUCCCAUAAGUAAACAGCUGGUAAUCAAAGUCCCGACUGUAGGACAAAAUUGUAAUUUCAACCUCUAUUAAGCGGUCAGCCUCUAUCAAGCGGCUGCAACUACCUUUUGGCCAUCACAACAAGGGUUAUCCUAUUGCUGUCACCUUUAUUAAGCGGUCACCAAUUCAAGAAGAAUUAGUUUGGCUUUACUAUUUAAAAAUAUGAUAGAGGAAAAUGCAGUCUGAGAAGGAAGCUAGGUGUAGACUGAUUGUUGACCAGCCAAGCCGAUGCCACUCCCGUCGCGUGUUUGUUUGAAAUUCGUUAAAAGAGGUUUUUCUGCUAACGAUUAUACUAAUUUAUGAGGAACUUCCAUCAGGCUGCCGGCCACUUGCUGGUACCUCGAGGGUAGCCGCUUAAUUGAGGUUUAACUGUAUUGUCUCCUUAACUGUUGUAUACGGUUGCUGUAUGCUUUAGGUGGUUGGACUGCCAUUCAAAUGGUCUCAUUUACACAAUCCAAGCUCCACUUUGAAACCGAGAUCCUAAUAGCUCAAUCUUACACUGAUCUUUCCCGCUAUUCUGAUCACCGCCAAAAAGUUUUACCCAGUGUCCUUCUGAAGCUGCGAAAGGACAUGGGUUUUAAACAGAUUAGAUUUCACUGCCACAAGAAGAAAGCUGGAACAGUGUUUCACAUCAUGACCAAUAUCAAUCAGCUGGGCGAGGCUGUUGUGGAGUAUUUCACUUUUGCCAGCCCGUUAACCACACGACCCGAGGCUUGUGGCUCAUAUUCAGUCCUUCCGGAUGAUAACUCUACUCUUUCUGAAGACUGCAGCAAUUGGAGUGGAACCCGUGCUCAAGUCGAUGGCAAAUGGGGCGUUCAAGGUGCUUCUCCCUACGAUUUUCCGAUUUUGGAAGCAAUAAACCGAUACGGUGAAAAAAAGAAGGAUGAUCGUUUGUUUUAUGCAAAACCCCAAAGACGACAGUGUGAUGAUGGUGAUAUUGAUGAGAGUUCGCUUUCUCCAGGAGACUUUUGGUCAAUAUUUGUUCGUUGA
Molecule: messenger RNA, 3565 nt
Organism: Porites evermanni
Lineage: Eukaryota; Metazoa; Cnidaria; Anthozoa; Scleractinia; Poritidae
Source: the annotation of a GenBank genome assembly